Hirsutella rhossiliensis is the source of this 3075-nucleotide messenger RNA. Its product is annotated as AAA domain-containing protein. The transcript has 10 exons. NCBI's taxonomy places the organism in Eukaryota, Fungi, Ascomycota, Sordariomycetes, Hypocreales, Ophiocordycipitaceae. The record is from RefSeq and is a predicted model, not a curated record. Bases 1 to 3075 code for a protein of 1024 amino acids.
AUGGAUGUGCGGUCGAAGAAUCGUCGGGUCAGCAUGCUCAGCGCGACGCGGAAGAACUUCGCCGAGGUGGAGCGCAUCGUACGGUCGCUGACAGCGGAUAGGUUAGCGGCCGCCAGGGCGGAGCUGGAGACGUCGGGCAAGACUACCGACGAUGGCGUCAAGGAGCUUCUAAGAUGCCUUUCGCUGUACGGCUAUCGGCAGCCCAUGUCGAGGGAGCUCCGUCUGAGCAUGCGGCGCAAGAUCCAGUCACUCAUCUUAUGUCGUGGCGUGCCUGCAAUCUGGUUCACGCUCAACCCGAACGACAUCACGAACCCGGUGAAGCUGAGACUGGCGGCAUACCGCACACGUGAUCCCGCAGCGGCCGAGGCAUUCCUGCAAGGCCUCGACAAGGCGUUCAAACGUGCGCGGCUGGCCAUCUCGGACCCGUUAAGCUCGGCCGAAUUCUUCCACCGAGAAAUGACGUUGUUCUUCGAACAUUACGUGAGAGUGGGCGAGGAGUCGGUGUUCGGGCGCAUCAGCCACUAUUACGGUGCCGUCGAGACCAACGAGCGUGGAGCGCUCCAUGUUCACGGACUGCUCUGGCUGCAGGGCAACGUGCAUCUAAGCUCGAUGCUUGCCGAUAUCGACGGCGAGGAUCAAGCGGCAUACCGAGAACGCAUCGUCAGAUACGUCGACAGUGUCUUUCCGAGACAGGAUCUGGACCAGGAAGGCUUCUGCGCAAUGCAGGCCGAGCGAUCGGUGACGUCAGAUAUAUCGCAAUUUCUGGGCGACGAACGGCAAUUUUCAGCCUCGUUCGACGAGGAAGCGAACUUCUGUGCCGGCGCGACGCAGAUCCAUACCCACAGCCCGACCUGCGUCAAUGCUUGGGCGUUCCUGAACGUAUCGUUGCUCUACUGGCAAGUCUUCCGACAAUGGCCGCACCUUCGACGAGAAAGCGGCGCAGCCGUUGCAGAUGGCUCUGUGGACGAGUCAAUACUCGUCGAAGAAGCAGGCCAGAGGAUUUGCCGUGUCGAGGCAUACCGUCAUCGGGGAGACGUCCUUCGAGGGCUGUGUCUCUACGACUACGUUUCGCUGGUCAGGCUGAAGCGCAACGAAAGGGACGAGGGGCCCGCCGGCUGGGGGGAGGUCCCGUUCGAGAGCGGCUGGGCUCCGGGAGGCCGUUGGGCGCAGGUGCUCAGGCGACCGGGCAAGCAGGCCACGGUCUGCCUCGACGGGUAUUUGAGCAAGGAUUUCGACGAAGACGACGAAGGGUCGUGCUACCGAAGAGCGGCUGUGCAGCAUCUUGCGCUAAGCUCGAUCGGGCCGAACCAAAUCACGGCCGGCUCGCCGGAGCUCACGGCGAUGAUGCAGGAGCUCAGCCGAUUUCAGCAAUCGGCGCUGUCCUCUUCUUCCGAGGUCCAGGCCACAAUACUACCCGAACGGGGCCCAAGACGAAUCAACAUCCCGGGCGGGCAUUCUCCGGAGCCACCAUACCGCCGCAAACCUGUCCACGGCACCGGUGACUGGUCGCCGCGCGGCGAUGACGGCAGCGGAGCUCGAGGAAGGAGUAGCGGGGCCAGCGCGGGAAUGGAGAUCCGGUUCGGUGCCUCAACCUCCUUCCUCGAGGCGGGCAAGGCCCUGGCAGCGCGGCUCACGCUAAACAAGAAGCAGGCGAUCGCCUUCCUAAUUAUAUGCCGCCAGCUUGACCUGAUACGGCGCGGGGAGAAAAGCAACGUACGCCAGCUGUGCCAGUUCGUCGGUGGAGAGGGCGGAACGGGCAAGUCACGAGUCAUCGAGGCGCUCGUCGAGCUCUUCGCGUCCAAGGAUCAAUCGAAUCGUCUGAUGAUAACGGCGACGUCGGGGACGGCAGCAGCGCGGAUCAACGGCAUUACGAUCCACUCCGCCUGCGGGUUCUCGAAAGAUCUCGCGGCAGCCGCAAACGCGGCCAAGGAUCUCGACGGGGUGCGACUGCCGAAACAGGCGGAGCGGUUCGUCGACGGGCAAUCCCGGAUGGACUGGCAGGAGAAGGACGUGCUCGUCAUCGACGAGGUGAGCAUGCUCGGGGCGCGGACGCUACACGCGGUGAACGAGCAGCUCUGCCGGCUGCGCGGGUCGCACCAGGAUUUUGGAGACAGCUCCUUCAAGGCCGAGACACGGCACCAGCACGACAAGGCGCACGCGUUGUGGAAGAGAUUCACGACCACGGUCAUGCUGGACGAGCAGGUGCGCGCCGCGGGAGAUCCGGAAUUGCAGAGGCUGCUAAGGCGGAUUCGACUGGGCGUGCAGGACCGCUCGGAUCUGGACCUCCUCAACUCAAGAUGCUACCGGGAAGGCAGGCGGAUCCCGUGGGAGACGUGCAUCACCGUGGUGACGCCGCUGAACAGGAACCGGUGGAACCUCAACAUGGAGGCCAGCUUGGCGUUCCGGGCCCAGCAGCGGUCAGUGAUGCGCAUCUUCAUCUCGGAUCAUACGUGGAAGGAGGCCCUGCCGACGGAGGAAGAGGCCAUCAUGAUGCUGAACCAGGGCGACGACAGCGCGAUCCCGGUGCCGGCCGUCUUCAUGUUCGUGCCGGGGAUGCCGGUCGUCGUGAACCAUAACACCCAUCAGGGGCUAAAGCUGGUGAACGGCGCCGGCUACACGGCGCUGGAGGUCGUCCUCGACAAGUCGUACCCGGGGCAUCGUAUCACGGCAGACACGACGGUCCAUUUCGGGCCGCCGGCGGGGAUAAUGCUGGAGUCGGAGACGACGAACGACGUUCACUUCUGCCAGCGAAAGAGGCCGUGGCAGCAGAACGACGUCAGCCGAAAGGGCCUGCCCUCUGCGGGAACGCGGACGUCAAACAUCGACGGACGCGCCGUGUCCUCGCAGUGCGACCCGUACAGCCUGUACGUGCAGCUGUCUCGCUGCCCGACGCUGGACGGCAUUAUGCUGGUCUCGAAAUUGCGGGAGAGGGACCUGGUGGGCAACAAGGUGCCAGACGAGAUGACAGACGCAGAAGCGAGGCUGGGCCAGCUGAGCGACAAGACUGUCCGCGAGGCCUCGGGAUGGCUAGACGUUGAUUCCCUGGACUCUAAAGGCACGGGCCUGGACGUGUAG